This is a messenger RNA of Homalodisca vitripennis (glassy-winged sharpshooter), 1005 nucleotides long. RefSeq names its product DNA replication complex GINS protein PSF3 (gene Psf3). The coding region runs from base 274 to 882 and encodes 202 amino acids. The transcript is spliced from 4 exons. The record is from RefSeq and is a predicted model, not a curated record. Lineage: Eukaryota; Metazoa; Arthropoda; Insecta; Hemiptera; Cicadellidae. Gene Ontology annotation, biological process: mitotic DNA replication initiation. Gene Ontology annotation, cellular component: GINS complex.
AUUUUCUUUCUUUCGGUUUUAUCAAUGGAAUCAGUGCUGUUAUGAUUGAGAUUGAGACAGACGAUAGGAUUGUACUUGAAAAUGUGACGUGAACAUGUGAUUCUGAAGUCGACUGAAAUAACUUUCGUUGUGUUAUUUAAUUAGAUAUACGUAUUGCUCAUAGUGUUUUUAUCUUAAGACUAUACUUAAUUGUAAUAAAGUAUUACAAAAAGAUUUAUAACACGAUAUAUUAUUAAGUAUUGAAAUUAUAAAUAUUGGGUGGCCAGUGUAACAAUGCUUAACCUCAACAAAUACAGAUGUCAUUAUUUUUCUAUAGAAAAUAUUUUAGCCUCUCAAGAGAGAGUACCAUGUAAAUUUACAAAGAAAGUAUUAAAUAUGGGUCAUCUUGAUCCCAGCUCAGAAACUAAGGAUAUGGAACAAGGCACUGUGCUUGAGCUACCCUACUGGAUAGUAAAGACAUUGUCAAACAGGGAAGUGAAUGUAGUCGAAGUCGAACCGCCCAAGGUUUAUAAAGAAAAUUACAGAGACAUUUUGAAAGCAGAUGCCAACGUAGUAGAUUUACACAAAAUGUCCAAAUUCUUUUACCAGUUUGGAAAACUAUUAUCAUAUAUUGAAACUUGGAACAGUGGAGAUAUGCGAAAAAUGCUAGUACAGACAUUCCGAGACAGGUUCCGUCAGCUGAUGGACUGGGCACAGCACAUGUCAGCGGAUCAACAGAUGACAGAACGGUUGGAUGACCUGGAGAGACAGGUGUUGGCAAACGGCCGUGCAGCACAAGCCCGUCAGGACAACUGGCUGGCCCAGGGUGUUGGCCGUAUCGUAGCUGCGGAAAUGGUCAUCAACCACAAAAAACGGAAACUUUCAUCUCUUGACUUAAAGUAACAGAUCACAACUUUUUAAUCGGACUUUCUAAGUAAUCUCAAGACGCGUGUGAUUUUCAUAUAACAUUGACGCAAAUGCUAAUUUUUAUUGGAAUACAUUUUUAAUUAAAUUAGUGAAAUGAAA